AUGCUUAAUAAUAUAGAGAACAUCAGCAGAGAGAGGGGUUGUGAGUUCAGAGUUGUUGUAAGAGGAGGAGGUAGGUUAGAGGAGAGAAGUGAAGCUGUGGUAAAGCCGGCCCGAAUCGCGUCUGCAGUGAGGCGCGUCGGUCAGUUCGGGGCCGAAUAUGUAUUCUACACAUCGCACCACGCAUUAUGCAUAACGCACCACGCACCACGCACCACACACCACCCGUCAAGGCAUUGUGGCGCUUCCGGCCGAUCAGAUCAAUCAGAGCUUCACAAAGGCCUUCGACCAAGUACAGGCCUUGUUCGCACAAGACAAGAUGGCGAAAUGCGAGCAGCUAGAAGAGCCUACAAUGAAUGCCACGCUACCACAGAAUCUUCCAUCAAGAAGCUAAACUUCUCUGGCACCUCGUCCGCCGCAACCCCCCGCAAGGCCAAGACAGCGGCAUCGAUAAGACCAUGCAAGAGUUGUGGCAUGGCGUUACCGAACUACAAGAGAUGUGACAUGGAGCAUGAUGAAGAGGCAGAACACGCGAAAAGACGGCCAUAUUGGCCCAUCCACUUUGUACAAACAGAGCUCAUUUGGCUGCAGAAAAACAAGCGCCCACCUGUGCCUACUCCGAGCCAAGUAGCCACAGCGACACUCUCGUCAGACACCGGCGUCGCCGUACCACCACUUCCUCAAACUGCGGACCCCAAAGCGAAGAAGCUCCUCGCCCAGUCCGUGGCUGAGUCUCGAGCUUAUGGGUUUGGUGGUGGCACGCCGUAUCGCGACCGAAUGAUGAAGCAGUCCGAUCCCGAUCCUAGCGCGCCUAUAGAUCCCUCAGACUUUCAGAUGGAAGGUGCCGCACCACUCCUUGGCAGAGCUAGGUCGACGCGGAAGAAGCAGCACAACUCGCAUAGAAAUACGCCGUGGACGAAGAGCAUACCACAUCGAACGGGCACUCGUAUAGAAGCAGAAGAUACCAGUAGCGACUACAAUCGUCCCCCGACACUGCUGCCCAAGUUCGCUGUCGAGCUUUGGGGCAAGCUAGAGGAGGAGGAGAAAGACAGGGACGAAAAGUAG
This is a messenger RNA of Pseudocercospora fijiensis CIRAD86, 1062 nucleotides long. RefSeq lists its product as uncharacterized. The transcript is spliced from 4 exons. Bases 1 to 1062 code for a protein of 353 amino acids. Lineage: Eukaryota; Fungi; Ascomycota; Dothideomycetes; Mycosphaerellales; Mycosphaerellaceae. The record is from RefSeq and is a predicted model, not a curated record.